This is a messenger RNA of Letharia columbiana, 1434 nucleotides long. RefSeq lists its product as uncharacterized. The record is from RefSeq and is a predicted model, not a curated record. The transcript is spliced from 3 exons. NCBI's taxonomy places the organism in Eukaryota, Fungi, Ascomycota, Lecanoromycetes, Lecanorales, Parmeliaceae. The coding region runs from base 1 to 1434 and encodes 477 amino acids.
AUGGACGUGACAAACGGAUACAUAAGAAACGCCGUCGUACUAGUCCCGUGCAAAAAGGUCGACCGCCGAAACGUCAGGCCCAAAACCUCAACAAGGACACUGAGGACGACAAUAUGGACACGGAAUCCGACCAAAGCAAGAGCUCAGAGGAUAUCCCGUUAUUGGUUGCGAAGGCCCGCGCUCAGAAAGCCCGGACCCGAAAAGUCGCUAAGCCUACAACUGCUGUGGGGAAAGCGAAAGAUGUCAAGAAAAAGCCAGACAAGAAGAAACUUGGUACAGCAAAGAUGGCCGACCAGCAAGACAGCACCCACCGAUCCAGACUUAUCCGAGCCUGACGAUGAUGAAGAAGACAACAACGAGGAAGGAGAUUCUUCAGGUGGUCGAUUCCUCAUCGAAGGCGACACUGGCUUCGAGACUGCGUAUCAAGCAAGCAUACAGGCACGUCGCGAAGCUCGGGCUUCCGGACGUGCCCCUCGACGUCCCCCUCGCCCCGGCCGACGCCCCUCUGCGAACCCUCCCAAUCGACGCACCCCUCACGUCUCGGUAUCCGAACUUCUAGGUGACACCGAAGACUGCAAUUUUGUGGCACCGGCUCUGAGACCUGACACCGUGACAGCCCCUCGAGCGUCAGCACCACCUCCGCGUCCCACAGACGCACCCACUCCAGCACCCCACCGAAACAUCAGUGCAAUCACCGGCCUACCUUUUGCCGGACAGCACCGCCGUCCAGAAGCACUCUCCGGCUACGGUGACGGCCCGAUGCGCCGCAGAAAUUCGCCCGUGAGGGGCUCCCGGGUCGCACAAUCUACCAGCGUCCGCACCGCAGAGGACACCGAUGGGCGCGACGCGGUCACGCGGACCUCCAACGCCGCCAGACUCGGGCUCCCCGUAGCCUCGGCGGAUCGUCCCCCCCAAAGCUUCUACGCCCUCGGCCCCGACGGGUCGCACCACCAUCACACCGACGGGUCCGGAACAGCAACCUACACCACACGUCCCGGACCGUCGUCACACUCCCGCCUCGGAUUCACCCCGAACCAGCGCGCACAAGCAAAGCACAAGCACAAGCACAAGCACAAGCACAAGCACAAGCACAAGCACAAGACACAGAGACAAACGAACGCGCCCCGCCCCCAAACUCCGGCGGGAAUGCCGCUCAGCCAACAGGCGACCCGGAGCCCCGCCGGCGGCCCCACCGGUCAGCGCGACCCCACACCCACCCACCGAACGGGCCGGCUGACAGACGAAAUAGCACGGCAUAACGACGCCCUGAUCGAAGAGAUCCACCGGCGCGAGCGGUGGCCGAGGCACGAGUUGGGCCGCCACACCCGUGCCGUUUUUGAGAUCAUGAGGGGCGGGGAGCCGUCGUACGCGGAGGGCUUUCUGGAGCGGGAGGAUGAGAGGGAGAGGAGGGAGAGGGGAACCUUCUUCGGAUGA